Messenger RNA from Aspergillus niger, 676 nucleotides. RefSeq lists its product as uncharacterized. The annotation marks the transcript as partial. The record is from RefSeq and is a predicted model, not a curated record. NCBI's taxonomy places the organism in Eukaryota, Fungi, Ascomycota, Eurotiomycetes, Eurotiales, Aspergillaceae. The transcript is spliced from 3 exons.
AUGCCCUCUGGAAUUGGCCUAGAGAUUGUCAACGAGCUCCUUCGUCAGUCAGCCACGGUGCACGUUCUGGACAUCUCCUCGAAGUUCCCUGAAACAUCCCAAGCUCUACAGCAUCGACUGCAUUUCUACCCGGCGACCGAUGUGAGCUCGCGAGAAAGUGUCAGCCGGACCAUCAAGAUAAUCAUUCAGAAGUGCCCCGACAUCCACGGCCUCGUCAACUGUGCUGGUGUCUACCGACAAAGCGCCUCCGUCAUUGAUUCCGACGAGAACUUCCACAAGGUUAUGUCGGUUAAUCUCGAUGGGGUUUGGAACACGGGGACGGAGUACCUUCGCUACUGCGCAGGCAGCGGCACCAGUAGCUGCAGCAUGGUAAACAUUGGCUCCACCAUCGUGCUGCAGGGGCUUCCAGGGAUGGCAGCGUAUGCGGCUAGUAAGCAUGCCAUUGUGGGCCUAACGAGGGGUGAGAAUCAACUGCGUCGCCCCUGGUGUCACAGAUACCCCAUUACUCAGACAACAUUACACUGAGGCAAGCAUUGCGGAGAACUGGCUGAGUACCAUUCCCAUGGGUAGGGUGGGGAGCUGCAAGGAGGUUGCUAAUGCGGUUGUUUUCCUUCUGGGCGAUGCUUCCAGCUAUAUCACCGGUCAAGUCCUGGCGGUUAGUGGCGGAUUUCCAUAA